CUUAGUUACAAGGCAAAGAGCCAGAAACAGCUACAAUGGUGCAGCUGAAGCAAGCUAUGGAGCAGCAGUUUCAGCCGAAGAUGGCGGAACGCUUCGGACACUGUCCAAACGGCAGCUAGUGCAUGUGGAUUCGAGAAGGUCAAAGAUAUGCGGGAUGCGAUGGUGCCAAUGGUAUUCAUGGGUUGACAUCUGUAGAAACUAGGAAGCGGCUGCUCAAGAGGGAGGAGUUAACAUCGAAAGAGGUGUUGGAGAAGGCAGAGCCGUGUAAAGAGUUGGCAAGAACGCACCUCAUUUGAAGCAAAGAGUCACUGAACUAGAAGUGGCAGCUAUUGCACCUAGAGUACCGAGACUCCCUUCUCGAGGACCAGAGACCGAAGUAGAAUUGUAG
Messenger RNA from Haemonchus placei, 388 nucleotides. The record is from the annotation of a GenBank genome assembly. Lineage: Eukaryota; Metazoa; Nematoda; Chromadorea; Rhabditida; Trichostrongylidae.